Penicillium brasilianum is the source of this 6097-nucleotide messenger RNA. The record is from the annotation of a GenBank genome assembly. NCBI's taxonomy places the organism in Eukaryota, Fungi, Ascomycota, Eurotiomycetes, Eurotiales, Aspergillaceae.
GCAUUUGCGGAGCGGAGUUCCUAGGUCGAGCUCAAGUUGCUCGCUGUUCUCGUGGCUAGUCCAGUCAUUACGGUCGCUUUACCGUAUCAUUUUGUUCUCAUCCUGCUUGGACCCUCUUGAGCUGGCGCCAUCUGGCAGUUGGGCCGUUCCAUCUGUUGUGAACGCGGGACUAAACACCGUCAACCGCAUCUAACCCCGUCCUCCCUCAAAUGACACCAUGGGGGUCGAUCCUCUAUCUCCAAUUGCGCCAGUGCGCCUUCGAGCAUUACUGCUUCCAAUUGGCAAAAUCAAGCGCUCGCGCUUCUUGAGCUUUGCUGCGAGGCUUCAAGCUGAGAAUGUGGUCCGACUAGGGGACAUUAGUCCCGACUCUCGACCAAACCGAAACAUGUUUUCCCCGCUUGCCUUCCCCACCGGAAUGAUCCUCUACGACCUGUCCUUUUCCGUUCCCCCCACGUCACAUCUGGAGCUGUUCCCAUUCGAGAUAUACAGAGAACCUCUGGUCACAAUUGCUAUAGCUGAUGGUACUGAGCUGUCUCAAAGCUCCGGAGACAACGCAAAGCACCCCACGCCCCAGGAACUGGAACGAUUACGAGAGGAGCUUGAUGCGGUGAGGGAGAGGAACCCGCGUGCAUUGGUCCAUCAGCUCCUAAUCUUCGAUUAUGAGGGGCUAGAUAAUAUCACCAAUGGUCCCGAGAAUGUGCUGUGGGUUCCUCGGCCCGAAGUCUCCAAGGCAACUACCAUGAAAACUGUUCUGUGUGAUAUUACAUCCGUCUUGCUAUCAGAGCUGGAUGAAUUCGCCAAGACAAUACAAAAUAUCCCGUCGAUAGAGUCGCCUAGAGCUUCAUCAUGGGGUCCACAUCGAAACCCAGAGUUACGGCCACGACCUGUGGACCGACUGCUGAAUCGCAUGACUUUGCCUGCGCAAAUGCCAUCCAACCCUAAUGGUGCACCACCGGAAACGCCCCUUAGCUCGAAUGCCACCUCUCCCACUCCUAGCGACCACGAAACACCUACGACAUUCGACGAGAUCACGCGAUCCAUCCAUUUGUCUCGAACGAACUCCGGUGGCAGAAGCCCCGCAAUAGCCUCACCUAAGGAGCAUAGCCGAGAUCGCAUGUCCGUGAGCGGCAUCAGUGCCACUGAUAGGACCAAAAACCGUAUCAAGGGCCGCUCUGGGGUCGUCAUUGGUACUCUCUUCCUGCAGGCAGGAAGGUGGCCAGAUGCGCUCAAGGAGCUAGUCGAAGCAGCCAAUAAUGCACGGGCUGGUAGCGAUUAUCUCUGGCACGGCAAGGCUCUAGAGAACAUUCUUCUUUGUCUCGUGAUGCUUGCAUGGGCAGGCAUGGAUUUCCAAAUUCCCCCCGUUCUGUAUCCAGUUGCCGACAAGGCCUCUAAGGCGGUACGAGAUGCAAUCCAGGCACCAUCUGCGGCUGGUAACCGUUUGGUCUCUCUUCACAACCUUGCCAACCUAUUACCCGAUCUCUCCAACACUAUACUGAACCUCUACACUCGUGCCGCCAAUAUAACGGACGAACCUCUGCCUCAGCUAGUGUUUUCCGAAACCGUGAUUCGAUUGUCGAGGCUUAUGGUCUCUGCUCGCAUUCGGGAUGGCGGACUUGAUGACAAUGCUUUGAAGCACAUCGUGAUGAAUGAACCUUUAAUUCCAUUACAUCAACCAGAACUCCCACGGGGGACAGUCGUGCUCCGUAAGUCGGAGAUUGCCAAUUUCCUCUACCGGGCUCUCCCACUUGCCCCCGAGGCAGACUUGCCUGCCACGGAUGCCGUCCCCAUCAUCGUGGGCGUUAUCUCUGUUCUGAAUACUCUCGACCUGCCUCGGAAAAAGGCAUUUGUCCUGCGCGAGCUUCUCACUGUGAUGAUACCCAGUCUGGUCCAGGCUCGGAAGAUUGGUGCUGCAGAAGUUGGUAUUCAUCCUGCCGCUGGUCUAGCAUCUCUGAGUGACACGGCAUUCGAAGUAAAUGCUCUUGAUAUUGGUCCUGGCAAUAUGGAAUUAAGUGUUCGACUUCUCCUAGCUACAAUUGGUGAGAUCUACGGAGUUCAGCCUUCGGCAUCCUAUGAGUGGGAGAAGCGACGGAGUCGGAUGUCCGCUUUGGAGAGCGCACAACAGUGUCCCGAGUAUGAUUCGAUUGCCAGUAUUGCAGAACGGUCUUUCCGUCAUAUUGCGCUGGAUCGAUAUGGUGAUCUCAAUCUCAAGAUUGACGUUCUUAAGGCGUGUAUCAACUGCUGCGAGGCGCUUCCUGAUUUUGACGGCGUCCUUCGCUUCACAGUGGAGCUUCUGCAGACUAUCCGAGGAGAGCUUAUGCUGAACGAAGCUCAUAAAGUGCCACCGUACCUGCCACAAGACGAGCAAGUCCGUCUCUUGAACAAUAUCAAACGCACGGUGUGGGCUGGAAACCGGCUGGGGGCGGCUAACAUGGCUGCUGAAUACUGGGAUGAUUUUCUUGUCCGCGACAUUCAGUUGCUGGCGCUGCCUGAUCCGCGACGACCCGUCCGUCGCUCCAAGACAGAACUAGAUGCCGUUACAACGAGUUCCGAAAAGGCAAAGAAGGACCCUUUCCUGUACAACCCCUUCGCUAAGCCAAGUAGCAAGGCUUUGGAAGUUCUUACCGUGACUGAUGAGCCUGCCUCCUUCCGAGUGACCCUUCAAAACCCUUAUGAAUUUGAGGUCGAGAUCGAACACCUGCGGUUAGAGAGUGAGGGUGUGAACUUUGAGGCUGUGGCAGAGAACAUCGUUCUUCCUCCGCUUUGUCUGCAGGAGAUAGUUGUUCUUGGGACUGCUCACGAGGAGGGGAGUCUCAACAUUUCUGGGUGCAUUGUGAAAGUGCGUCAUUGUCGGGAACGACGUUUCCCUAUCUUCGGCACGUUAUGGAGACCCGAGCCUGAGAUCAAGUUCAAGCGAACGGGAUUGUCUGCAAAGAAGCCUCCUAGUGAUCGCCCGAUGUCCUGGAGCUCAACUACAUCCAAAGAUGGCAAGUUGUUUGCGAAGAAGGGACCUCAAACGGAGACGCGCCCGGUAAAGGUCAUUGGCAAACAGCCAUCGCUUCUGAUUGAGUCUAUGUCGCUCUCCCAAUCGGCAAUGAUGCUCCUUGAAGGGGAGAUCAAGUCAUUCUCCAUCACACUUCAAAAUACAUCAGCAUGUCCCGUGGACUUUGUGUUGUUUACUUUCCAAGAUUCGACCACGCGCCAGCUUCAGUCAGCCUUGAGAAACAAGGACUUGCUGCCCGUGGAGAUUUAUGAGCUAGAGUUGAAGCUAGCCACCCAGCCUGCUCUAAACUGGCGUCGUGAGGGCCCACAGUCUGACGAUUGGAAUAUUCCACCCGGCGAGAAGGCCACAUUCACUGUAGACGUGUUGGGUAAGCCCGGGUUGCAAGAUACGACAAUACAGAUUGACUAUUCAUAUCUGAAGAGCAAGCAGGGACAGCUGCCGGAGGUAUUCUACACCCGGCAACUGUUUGUCCCACUGACUGUGACGGUCAACGCAAGUGUGGAGGUUGCUCGCUGUGAUAUCUUGCCCUUUAGUGGAGACUUUGCCUGGAAGAACCAUCUCGAUGCUCCGUCUGACUCGGCGGAGACAUCAGACUCCCCGUUAUCUGCCACUGACAAGGAUCCAUUUUCUCAAAUUCUUUCCCGUCUCGGCAAUGGGGCCUACGGACCAGACCACUGCAUCGUUCUAAUUGACCUUCGCAAUGCUUGGCCAAGCCCCCUGUCCGUGUGGCUGCGCGUGAACGAGCACUCCAUUAUACAAGCUCCCGAGUCCUUCAAGGAUGGCAGCAAGGGCCAGUACUCUAUUGAUGGUAACCUACAACCGGGCCAGGUCUCUCGAUUCGUCCUCGUUCUCCCCCGUGUUUAUGUAGACAACCCGUACGCUAGUAUUCCCGUCGUCAACACGGGAACUCGACGCCAAUUCGUUGUCAGCGCUAACAAGCUCACCUUCGAGGCGGAGGCCGCCUCGCGUGAGGCAUUCUGGUUCCGCGAAGAGCUUCUCAAGCGAGUCCUUGGAGGCUGGUCCGAACCAGCUACUGGCCGUGCGGGAUCUAUCGACCUACGCAAUAUCCGUCUAAACACCCGCAUGGUCGAGUCAAUGCGUCUUGAAGAUGUCGAGACCUCCUUCGCCCUGGCAUCCCCUUCCUCCCAGGAAACCUGCAAACAAACGGGCCGUUCUCGCUUCCACGCGCAAACAGACGACCUCCUCAAUCUCACCGUCACCGUCCGCAACCGCUCCUCACGACCCAUCCACCCCCUCCUCCGUCUUCAGCCCAGCCUCCGCCACCAGCCAAACAACAUCGCGCUAGACCUCACACGCCGUCUCGCCUGGACUGGUAUGCUCCAACAAGCACUUCCAAUCCUGCAACCUGGAGAAUCCACGCAAACCUCCAUCGGUGUGACAGUCCUCUGCCGCGGCGAGUACGAGUUCGGCGCUAGCGUCGAGGAAGCCCGACUCUUGUCGCGACUUGGUGAAGACGGCAAGGAGGAAGAUCCAGAUGCUGCCACUCGGUUUAUCGAGGAUGGGAUCAAGGAUACCUUUGGCGCGGACGUGGUUCGGCGUCGACGAAUCUGGCAUGCCAAGGAGACUUGUGUUAUUCUUGCGCGGGACUAAGCUUUUGCAGUGAUAUGCCUGUCUGUUAUGACGUCUCCCGCCCUUUUUCUUUUUCUUUCCCCGUGACGUUCAUGAUACAAAGAGCUUGUCGUUUCCGACUACCAUGAGCUGCGUCUUGUGAAGCCUAAUGUGGUGAUGGAUCACGUUCUCUUCUUGUAUACUUUUUAGAUGGUCUUAGCGUGUACAUAUACACCCUGAUGAAUGAAUACUGUUCGAUCUGAAAUAUGAUAGUUGGUUGAUAAGCUUGCAAUUCUUUGGGUUGGUCUACGCGCCUACCCAUACUCUGUUCUUCAUGGUUGUAGGUUCAGGUUGGAACCGGGAGGAGGCUCGAAUAAGCCUCGUAUAGACCUAUGAGAGCUAGCCUGUGCGGACUGGAUCGGGGCUCCGGAAACAGUUGUGGAGACUCCAGCCGUCGGGAUGUCAGAUUGCAAUGUUGCAAUUGCUCAGCAGUGUUCUGCCAGUGCUGACGAGGAUGUCGGGUUCUCUUUUGCAAAUAGAUAAAUCGUCAAGACAAUCCCGGUCCUUCACCCCGUUCCACCUUCAGCCCCCUCAGCAGACACGGACUUGUCUCGAGUCCCAGCUGCGGGCUGCGUCUCCCCCAAUGGGAAACUCAGAUGUUUCCAAUCCUCAAUCUCCUCAAUGAUACACUUCAGCCGGUCCCGGAUACUCUCCACCGCAUAAGUACCCAAAAUCAACCUAAGCGGCGGGUACGAGCAAUGCCCCAGCUCCCAAACAAGAUGCGCAGCCUUGACAGCCGAAGCGGGCUGUUUAUCUCCCAACCACAUCAACAUACGCCGGGCAUGCGCCGCAGGAGAUGUCGGGGUAUUAUACGGCUCGCUGGGCGGCUUCACCAAGAAAUGGCCAUAAAGCGGCAACGGCGACGACAAAUUGUGCGCCGAGGGAUUCGCAGCCAUGACGGACGGGGAAACUAAAUCCCCGAUAUCAUCACGACGCAUGUGUCCCGGUUCCACCAGCGUCCCCUUGAUAUUGAAGCUAUCCACCUCGUACAGCAUACUCUCCAUCAAUCCCUCAACCGCAUACUUGGACGCACAAUACGGGCCGAGUCCCGGUACACCCAACGCACCGGACGUGGAGCUGAAAAUCAAAUACCGCCCAGCACGUCUCUCCCGGAAAUGCGGCAGAGAUAACUGAAUCAUGUUCAGCGUGCCGGUAAAGUUUGUCUCGAAUUGGUUGCGGAUGUCGAAUUCGUCCUGGUCUUCGCAUGCGCCGAUGACCCCGUACCCGGAGCAGUUUGCGAUGACGUCGAUGCGGCCGAAGCGGGCUAUUGUUUGGUCGAUGACUCGCUUGACGGUUUCGCGAGCUCGAACGUCGCAUAGGAGGCCGAGGCAGUUUACGUGUUCGUCUUCUAGCUCUUUCAUGCUCUCGGGGCUAUUUUCGUACGUGCGGCCGACGGCGGCGACGAGGUCGUUGCGGGCUAGGGCGUUUUUGACGAGGGAGCGUCCCAUGUGGCCUGUUGCUCCGAAU